This is a messenger RNA of Nicotiana tabacum (common tobacco), 4000 nucleotides long. Lineage: Eukaryota; Viridiplantae; Streptophyta; Magnoliopsida; Solanales; Solanaceae. The record is from RefSeq and is a predicted model, not a curated record.
AUGGCUGUUAUAGAUAGGCAAUUUUACAAAGAGCAUACUGCUAUAAAGAUGGAUGUUGCUCUUAUAGAACACUCCAGUAGAGAAGAAUAUCCUAGCGUGAUUCGAUCAGAUCAUCUUCCAACUGUCCAGGAAGACUACAAAUGGAACAAGGAGGUGGCUCAAACCAUUGAGGAUAUGUUAGAUCAGCUAAGAAGUAUCAAGAGAGGAGGUGAUCUGAAUGUUGUCAAGAUUGAGACACUUGAAAUGGAGCUAAGAUUUUUGAGAACUUUUCUCGAAUACCAUCAUGUUCUUUUGCCUGAUUCAUUUGUCAAUAUCGCAACGAAGGUCCAACUGAUUGGGGAAAUGAUUCAAUCAGUUUUUUCUGAUGGAUGCAAAACUAACCUUAAUGUGGAAAGGCUAGAAUCAUAUUUUCUAAAGUUCAUUGAAGGUAACACCAGUUCAAGGUUCAAUUAUGAGCUGGAUGAUUCCUAUCUGUUAGAAUAUAUGGAUUACCUCGACAAGAAUCUAAAUGAUGCACCGAGGUAUCUAGUCAAGUCUGACGCUUUUUUGAGGAAAGGUCUCAAAAUCCUUCAAAAGACAGAUCGAUUUUUGAAGCAGGUGAUGUUCAUUCGAAAGAAAAUGAGGUUUCUAAGAUACUUAUAUGGCACAGAAAUAAAUGGUCACAUUGACCGUGAGAAGCAAAAAAGAUUGGAGAUCCAAAUGCAACUCGUGGCUGACAAUGUGGUACAUUUUUGUGUUGCUCUUUGGACUAAUGAAAUCGAUGGAAUCGAUACAUCUAAUAUCGAGAAUAAGCCUUCUUAUCUGAUAUGCCUGAUUGUGCUAGUGGAGCUGGAAAUGAAGAAGAUUUUUCGUGGUGAACUAAAGGCUUCAAAGUUUAGUCAUUCAAGAACUUUCAGAACUCAGAAAUUGCCAAAAGAUUUUACACGUCAUCUUCAUUCUCUUCUUGUAUAUAUCAGAGAAAAAAAGCUUGGGAACUUUCCUAAUAAUGUAUCUGCUCAAAACACUGAUGCGGCAAUAGAGUUCUUGUUGGAUUCUCUCGGUGAUGAUGUGGAGAAAUCCUUAAAAUUCACUCCUCGUCAGUUUCCCACAGCUGGUGGAUUGAGCUUUCUAGAUUCUCUCCUACUGAAGCUGAAUGAGAUGUUGAAAUCUCAAUCAGGUUUGGACCUCAAAAUGAAGCCUCGCAUUGGUAUUUUAGAGAAAGAGCUUUCGUCUCUAGCAUCUGUUUUCAGAGAUGUCGCAAAGCUGCAGCAUGAACAUGAUAUUCUAAAAGAUCUUCGGCAGUGUACCAUCAAUUUGGCAUAUGAAGCUGAAAUUGCCGUUGACUCUAUUCUUGCUCAAUAUGAUGCUCUUUGGCAUUCUUUUUUCUCACUUCCUGCAAUCAUAAAAGAGAUCAAGCAUAUUCGUAUGGAGGUGACCAAGAUGUGGUCGGAGAACCUUGAUAUUAGGCCUUCCUCUGUUGUCGAGCCAUCUAAGCAAGGUUCUCAACAUAGCAAUCAUGUGAAUGAUGAGGAGAUAGUUGGUUUUGAAAAUGACACGAAAAUAAUAAUUCGGUAUCUGACACGAGGGACAAAUGAGCUAGAUGUCAUCCCAAUUGUUGGGAUGGGGGGACAAGGUAAAACAACUUGUGCUAGAAAGUUGUACAAUAAUAACAUCAUUGUUUCUCAUUUUGAUGUUCGAGCAUGGUGCGUCAUUUCCCAAACAUAUAACCGGAGAGAGCUAUUACAACAGAUUUUCAGUCAAGUUACCUGUUCCAAUGAAAAGGGAGAUAAGGAUGACAUUCUUGCCGACAUGUUGAGGAAAAGCUUAAUGGGUAAGAGAUAUCUCAUUGUCUUGGAUGAUAUGUGGGAUGGUAUGGCAUGGGAUGACUUAAGACUUUGUUUCCCUGAUGUUGUAAAUAGAAGCAGAAUAGUAGUGACGACUCGACUUGAGAAAAUGGGUGAGCAUGUCAAGCACCAUACUGAUCCUUAUUUCCUUCCAUUCCUCACAGCAGAAGAGAGUUGCCAAUUGUUGCAGAAAAAGGUUUUUCACCACAAAAGUUGCCCACCGGAACUACAAGAUGUGAGUCAAGCAGUUGCAAAAAGAUGCAAGGGAUUGCCUUUAGUGGUCGUCUUGGCAGCUGGAAUAAUUAAAAAGAAGAAAAUGGAAGAAUCUUGGUGGCGUGAGGUUGAAAAAUCUCUACUUUUCUAUCUUGACCGUGAGUCUGAAGACUAUAGUCGGGCAACUAUGCAGUUAAGUUAUGAUAACUUACCCGAUUAUUUAAGACCUUGCCUUCUUUAUAUGGGGAUGUUUCCGGAGGAUGCCAGAAUUCCAGUGUCUAAAUUGAUAAGUUUAUGGAUAGCAGAAGGCUUCGUACAGAACAUAGAAUCUGGGAGAUUAAUGGAAGAUGCAGCUGAAGAUUACUUGAAGGAUCUUAUAAGCAGUAACGUGGUAAUGGUUUCAAGGAGAAGAUAUAACGGUAAAGUUAAAUACUGCCAGGUUCAUGAUGUAGUGCUUCACUUUUGCUUGGAGAGGAGUAGAGAAGAAAAGUUUAUGUUGACAGUGAAUGCGCAUUAUACCCAAUUUCAACCUUCUGAUUGGAACGAAACUCGAUUGAGCUUCAAUUUCACAAAUGAGCUUUCCGAGUUUGCAUUGCUGGACUCCAAAACAUGGAAGCCUUUCCACCAAAAGUUGAGGUCACUGAAAACAACCUAUAGAUACUUCUGUGAGUUCGUAAAUUGGAAUCCCCUCCAUCAGUGUAGUGAAUUGAGGCUUCUUAAGGUCUUGGACUUGAGUUCCAAUAAAGUGGUUCCUUUGUCGUCAGCUACAUUGGAACCACUAAUUCACCUCAAGUACCUUGCAGUUGUUGUUGAACAAUUUGUUUUCCAUCCAAAAUCACAUCUUCCCCAUCUAGAAACUUUAAUAGUGAGGUAUAACUCCGGGGAUACAGUGUUACCAGCGGUUUUUUGGAAAAUGGAAACGUUAAGGCAUGUUGAGAUUAGUUGUGCUAUUUUUGAUGAUGAUUUGGAAGACAAUAAACCGCGGAUAUUUCAAGAAUCCUCUAAAUUGGAAAAUUUGAGGAUAUUAAGGAAAGUUAUAAUUAAAGAUGCUGCUAACGAGGAUGCCUUAAUACAGAGAUGUCCUAAUAUUCAAGAACUUAGCAUAAGCUAUGAACGUUCAAGAGAUAUUUGUCACAAAUUGGAGAGUCUUACCAAUCUUCAAAUACUUCACCUUUUCUUUAACUCAUCCCUAGUUGUAUCCAAGUUACACUUGCCUUCAAAUUUAAAAAAGUUGGUACUAAAAGGGACUCGUAUAAAGAGCACGAUUUCCUUCAUUGCGGAACUACCAAGUUUGGAAUAUCUCAAAUUAAUUAGUUCCAAGUUUAUGAAAUCCGAAGAGUGGUGCCUCGGAGAUAUCACGUUCCAUAAACUUAAGUUGUUGAAACUGGAGUUGUUAGAUAUCUCAAGGUGGGAAGCCUCAGAUGAAUCUUUUCCUCUUCUUGAAACGCUUGCUGUAAGUUGGUGUGACAAGCUUGAGGAGAUCCCCCUGAGCUUUGCAGAUAUUCCAACACUGAAGCAGAUUAAGUUGAUUCGCUGCGACAAAGAAUCUAUCGAGGCUUCAGCUAAGAAAAUUAAGGAAGCAGUCCAAGAUAUUGAAGGAUGUGACCGUAUUAACAUCAUUAUUGAUAAACGUUAGGUCUAUUACUGUGUCUGGCAGCUGUGAGUCAAGACCUUGUCACAAAAAUAUGGAUGUGUUUGAAUUUGACAAUUGGUUGGACAACUACAACACAAGCACAAACAGAGUGGAUGGAGUUAUUAUGCAGCUAGCUGAAACGCCCUUCCUCUUGUAUUGUAACACUACUACUGAUUGCUAACUUUGUUUUGAUGUUCUCUUUUUUCUUUAUGUUUUAGAUAAUUUGAGACCAAUAUCAAAUGAUCACAGUUUGAUUAGCUAGGGAUGAAGAUAAAAUAACUAGUAUAAUUUGUAAAUAAUAUUGGUAAUAGAAAGAAAACAGUAUUGUAAA